Molecule: messenger RNA, 940 nt
Organism: Schistosoma turkestanicum
Lineage: Eukaryota; Metazoa; Platyhelminthes; Trematoda; Strigeidida; Schistosomatidae
Source: the annotation of a GenBank genome assembly
UUCAAUUGAAAUAUUGAACACAAUCACAGAGUAAAACUACGAAUUAAAAGUGUUCACAGAACUAAAAGACAAAUAGUAUAGACCCAAUACACAAAAUAAGAGAGAGGAAAGCAAAUAACAGGCAUGGAGGAUAGCCGAGGCACAAGAAUUUUCGUUCUCAUUGGUUUAGCAUUGGCGAUAUGCUUUACAUUGGUAGCAAUUAUUGGAGACAAUACUCUUACUGCUCAAUAUAAAUCACAUUCAUUGAAAGCAUUUCAAGCAUUCUACUUCCUUGCUUUUAUCGCUUUCAUUGCGGCGCUCGUCCUAUAUUUAUUAACUAUUUUUAAAGAAGGUUCAAAAAUCUUCAGAAUUGGAAUUUUUGCAGCAAUUGUAGUUGGAUGUGUAUGCUGUAUUAUCAGCGUUAUAAUGUAUUAUGACCAUUUGUCCCGUUAUUACGACAGGAAUGUUCGACCAGAUUCCAGUUCAUGGCUACUUGCUGUUAUUUUGGCUUCAUUUGAGCUGGCCUUGUUCGUAUUCAUUUAUAUUCUCUACUAAGAAGUAAUGAAUGUUUGAAAGUUGUGUUUUUUUUCAUUUACAAGUCAAGAAUUUUAUGAAGAUGGGAAAUUUUUAAUGAUAACAUACGAUAUGUCGGAAAAUUUGAUUUCAAUAAAAAAAAUAAUAACAUGUUUCAUAGAAUUACAGUUUGUUUUUGAAAAAUUCGAUUCGGAUAACUAAUGAAUUUCAUUGAUGAGUUAAACUUCAUAGAUGCUAUUUCUAUACGUUUUCACCAUUAUCUAACAUUGAUUGCUUAUACGAAUAUCAAAAUAAUUGUAUUAUUCGGAUAGCAAAACUUUACUAUUUUCAUUUCAGGAUAACAGAAUAACAACAGUUGUAAUGCUUAAAUUUCAUAAAAUAAUGUCUGUUUUAUUUGGAAAAAAAAAUAUGGUUUAUUUAUUUUCAA